AUCUUCCUUCCCUUGCAAAUCAAAUUAGCACCCCAAAACCCUGAUGAGAAGAACCCUAGUGAAACCUCUGGUUCCUUUCUUUCUAUCCCGUCUCCUAUAUCCACCUCUCUCUACUCCCUUUAGAAAUGUUGAGUCGCAGCCGGUUUCUCGCAAACUGUUAUCCAACUCGAUCUCGAUUUUUUUCUCUAGGUUCGCUUUUACUUCAAGUGAUCUUCCUCCUCCCGAGUGGAUAGAACCCUUCAUUAAUCUCUCUGGUUUGUCCUUAACGAACCCUGAAGACCUGACGCCAUCUCCUUGGGUAAGCCGAAUUAUCAAUCUUUUAGACGGUUCUGCUAACAUGGAAUCAAAUUUAGACUCUUUCUGCCACAUGUAUUUGAUCAGGCUGUCACCAAAUUUUGUAGCUUUUGUCUUAGCAUCUGCUGAGAUUCAAAACAAACCCGAUGUUGCUUUGAGGUUCUUUACGUUGGCUGCUAAACAAAAGAAAUAUACCCAUAAGCUGGAAUGUUAUGUCUCUUUGAUAAAUGUUUUAGCUUUGUCAAAUGAUUUGGUAAAGAUGAGAUUUUUAUUUGGUCAGCUUAAGGAAAUGGAGUUUGUAAUGACAAUGUCAUCGGCAAAUUCUUUGAUUAAGAUCUUUGGGGAACUUGGGAUGGUUGAGGAGUUAUUGUGGGUGUGGCGAAGAAUGAAAGAUAAUGGGGUUGAACCUAGUUUAUAUACAUUUAAUUUUUUGCUUAAUGGAUUGGUGAGUUCUAUGUUUAUUGAAUCUGCGGAGCGGGUUUUUGAGGUAAUGGAGAAUGGUAAAAUUAGACCUGAUGUUGUGAGCUACAAUACCAUGAUUAAAGGAUAUUGUAAGGCGGGACAAACUCUGAAAGCGAUGAAAUUAUUACGAGCCAUGGAGAUAGUAAAUUUGGCGCCAGAUAAGAUUACUUAUUUGACAUUGAUGCAGGCAUGUUAUUCAGAGGGGAACUUUGAUUCUUGUUUGGCCUUGUAUCAUGAAAUUGGGGAGAAAGGAUGUGAAGUUCCACCUCAUGCAUAUAGUUUAGUCGUUGGAGGACUUUGUAAAGAAGGGAAAUGUCUUGAAGGAUAUGUUGUUUUCGAGAAUAUGAUUCAGAAUGGGGUUAAAGCAAAUGUGGCAAUUUAUACAACUUUGAUAGAUGCAUUUGCAAAAUGUGGAAAGAUGGAAGAAGCAUUAGAGCUAUUUGAGAGGAUGAAAACGGAUGGGCUUGAACCAGAUGAGGUGUCUUACGGGGUCAUUGUUAAUGGUUUGUGUAAGAGUGGAAGAUUAGACGAGGCCAUGGAGUAUCUCAAGUUUUGUAGUGCUAAUGAAGUGGCAGUUAAUGCCAUGUUUUAUUCUAGUCUCAUUGAUGGGUUGGGCAAGGCUGGUAGAGUCGAUGAAGCUCGGAAACUUUUUGAAGAGAUGGUUGAAAAAGACUGCCCACGGGAUUCAUAUUGUUACAAUGCCCUUAUUGAUGCCCUUGCAAAGUGUGGGAGAAUCGAUGAAGCAUUAUCUCUGUUUAAAAGGAUGGAGGAUGAAGGAUGUGAUCAGACGGUAUAUACAUACACAAUACUCAUAAGUGGACUGUUCAGGGAGCGUGAGAAUGAAGAAGCAAUGAAGCUGUGGGAUAUGAUGAUCGAUAAAGGUAUCACGCCAACUGCAGCUUCUUUUAGGGCUCUCUCAAUUGGGCUUUGUCUAUCAGGCAAGGUAACCAGGGCCUGCAAGAUUUUGGAUGAUCUAGCACCUAUGGGUAUUAUUCCUGAGACAGCUUUUGAAGAUAUGAUCACUGUGUUGUGUAAAGCUGGCCGUGUCAGGGAGGCCUGCAAGUUGGCUGAUGGUAUUGUUGAUAGGGGUAGAGAAAUACCUGGAAGAAUCCGAACUGUUCUAAUCAAUGCCUUGAGGAAAGCAGGCAAUGCAGAUUUGGCCAUGAAGUUGAUGCAUAGUAAGAUUGGUAUAGGUUAUGAUCGAAUGGGUAGCAUUAAAAGGAGAGUGAAAUUCCGAAGUCUUCUUGAAAGUUGAAAGCUCUAUGCUUCUGUUCCUUACCGUAUAAUACCAUCUUAACUCGCAGGCGUGGAUCUUUGUUUCUCAAAUUAUAUAGUGGAUGAAGUUUCACCUUGAAUUAUAGAAAAGCUUCUCAAGUUUCUUAU
Molecule: messenger RNA, 2139 nt
Organism: Hibiscus syriacus
Lineage: Eukaryota; Viridiplantae; Streptophyta; Magnoliopsida; Malvales; Malvaceae
Product: pentatricopeptide repeat-containing protein At1g03560, mitochondrial-like
Exons: 1
Coding region: 44-2011 (655 amino acids)
Molecular function (GO): protein binding
Source: RefSeq, a predicted model, not a curated record